CUCAGAUAUUAUAAAGGUAAGCCUUAACUUGGGGUUCUCUUCAGUCUGUUUGUGGGUUUCGUUGUAAUAAGUUUAUAAGAGUUUCUAAAAAAAAUAUCAUGAGUGAUUAUAAGUAUUUAACAGGUUUUGGAUCACAUUUCUCAUCUGAAGAUCCCCGUUGUCCAAAUGCAUUACCCGAUGGCCAGAAUUCACCACAAAAAUGCGCUUACGGCUUGUACGCUGAACAAUUGUCAGGUUCAGCUUUUACAGCUCCUCGAACGGAAAAUACCAGAACUUGGUUUUAUCGAAUAAGACCAAGUGUAAUGCAUUAUCCUUUCGAUAAAUAUGAUUUGGCACAAAAUUUAACAAAUAAUUGGAAUGAGUUACACCCAAAUCCAAAUCAAAUGAGAUGGCGCCCAUUUGAUAUUCCUUCAGUGGGAAAAGUAAACUUCAUUGAGGGUUUACAUACAAUUUGUGGCGCUGGUGAUGCCAAGACCCGUCACGGAAUUGCCAUUCAUGUAUAUCUUUGUAAUUCCUCGAUGAAGGACACUGCAUUUUAUAAUAGUGAUGGAGAUUUUCUAAUUGUUCCACAGCAAGGAUCACUCAAUAUCAAAACCGAAUUUGGGAAAAUGAAAGUAAAUCCCAACGAGAUUUGUGUUCUACAGCAAGGAAUGAAGUUUUCUGUAGAAGUAGAAGGCCCAACAAGAGGAUAUAUUUUAGAAGUUUUUGACAAUCAUUUUAAGCUGCCAGAUCUUGGACCAAUUGGAGCAAAUGGAUUGGCUAAUCCAAGAGAUUUUCAAACUCCUGUUGCACACUUUGAAGACUAUGAAAUUAGCGAUUAUAAAAUAAUAACAAAAUUCCAAGGUGCCUUAUUUGUGGCAAGACAAAGGCAUUCCCCAUUUGAUGUGGUCGCUUGGCAUGGCAACUAUGUGCCAUACAAAUAUGACCUUUCCAAAUUUAUGGUCAUUAAUUCGGUGAGCUUCGAUCAUUGUGAUCCAAGCAUAUUCACCGUAUUAACCUGCCCCAGUUCUAAGCCGGGUACAGCAAUAGCCGAUUUUGUUAUCUUUCCUCCAAGAUGGUCCGUACAAGAAAAGACAUUUAGGCCACCCUACUAUCAUCGCAAUUGUAUGAGUGAAUUUAUGGGACUAAUUUUGGGAAAAUAUGAAGCCAAAGAAGAAGGAUUCAUGCCAGGUGGAGCUUCUUUGCAUUCAAUGAUGACACCACAUGGUCCCGAUAAGAAGUGCUUCGAAGGAGCUUCUAAUGCUGUGCUUCAGUCAGAGAGGAUAGCCGAUGGAACUCAGGCAUUUAUGUUUGAAUCUUCUUUGAGCAUGGCUGUGACGAGGUGGGGUGAAGUGACUUGUCAAAAAUUAGAUGCAAAAUACUAUGAGUGCUGGCAAUCAUUGGAAAAACAUUUUAAACUAACAAAAUAAAAAUAAUUUUGGAUAAUUGUAUUGCAAUAAAAAUGUCUUUGUUUGUGUA
Molecule: messenger RNA, 1458 nt
Organism: Eupeodes corollae
Lineage: Eukaryota; Metazoa; Arthropoda; Insecta; Diptera; Syrphidae
Gene: hgo
Product: homogentisate 1,2-dioxygenase
Exons: 5
Coding region: 99-1409 (436 amino acids)
Biological process (GO): L-phenylalanine catabolic process
Cellular component (GO): cytoplasm
Molecular function (GO): homogentisate 1,2-dioxygenase activity
Source: RefSeq, a predicted model, not a curated record